Messenger RNA from Emys orbicularis (European pond turtle), 4855 nucleotides. It is a transcript of the gene SIN3A, whose product is annotated as SIN3 transcription regulator family member A. Gene Ontology annotation, cellular component: chromatin; Sin3-type complex. Bases 66 to 3890 code for a protein of 1274 amino acids. The record is from RefSeq and is a predicted model, not a curated record. NCBI's taxonomy places the organism in Eukaryota, Metazoa, Chordata, Testudines, Emydidae. The transcript is spliced from 21 exons. Gene Ontology annotation, biological process: negative regulation of transcription by RNA polymerase II. Gene Ontology annotation, molecular function: transcription corepressor activity.
AUUCAGGACUCCUCGCCUGGGCUUUGAGGCAGGUUUUGUAGUGCUUCCCUGAGCAUGAGUUCAGAAUGAAGCGGCGAUUGGAUGAGCAGGAGUCACCGGUGUACACGUCACAGCAGAGACGUAUCACCAGCAGCACAGAAGCUUUCCAACACCAGCAGCGUGUGCUUGCUCCAGCACCUCCUGUAUAUGAGGCGGUUUCGGAGACCAUGCAGUCUGCCACUGGAAUUCAGUACUCUGUAACUCCCAGCUACCAGGUGUCGGCUGUGCCACAGAGCUCAGGCAGUCAUGGCCCUGCUAUAGCGACCGUCCAUAGUGGACAUCAUCACACUACACCAGUGCAGCCUCAUGGAAGCCAGGUGGUGCAGAGUCAUGCUCACCCGACCCCUCCAGCAGCACCAGUGCAGGGGCAGCAGCAGUUCCAGAGGCUUAAGGUGGAGGAUGCGCUGUCCUAUCUUGACCAGGUGAAGCUGCAGUUUGGUAGUCAGCCUCAGGUCUACAAUGAUUUCCUGGACAUAAUGAAGGAAUUUAAGUCUCAAAGUAUUGACACUCCAGGGGUGAUCAGCCGCGUGUCUCAGCUCUUCAAAGGUCACCCUGACUUGAUCAUGGGCUUCAAUACCUUCUUGCCACCUGGCUACAAAAUUGAGGUGCAGACUAACGAUAUGGUGAAUGUGACAACACCAGGGCAGGUUCACCAGAUCCCCACGCAUGGUCUCCAGCCACAGCCACAGCCGCAGCCUCAGCAUCAAUCCCAGCCUUCAGCACAGUCAACCCCAACCCCAGCACAGCCUGCACCACAGCCACCACCUGCCAAAAUCAGCAAGCCAUCACAAUUGCAGGCACAUACGCCAGCCAGCCAGCAGACUCCCCCAAUUCCUCCAUAUGCAUCACCACGCUCUCCACCUGUGCAGCCUCAUACACCUGUGACAAUCUCUCUUGGAACCACACCAUCUCUGCAGAACAAUCAGCCGGUUGAGUUUAAUCAUGCCAUCAACUAUGUCAACAAGAUCAAGAAUCGGUUCCAGGGACAACCAGACAUCUAUAAGGCCUUCCUGGAGAUCCUCCACACGUAUCAGAAAGAGCAGCGGAAUGCCAAGGAGGCAGGUGGUAACUACACACCAGCUUUGACAGAGCAGGAGGUGUAUGCACAGGUGGCGCGCCUCUUCAAGAACCAGGAGGAUUUACUCUCUGAGUUUGGGCAGUUCCUGCCAGAUGCUAACAGCUCUGUGCUGUUAAGCAAGACAACUGCAGAGAAAGUGGAGUCGGUGAGAAAUGACCAUGGUGGAACAAUCAAGAAACCCCAGCUCAACAACAAGCAACAAAGACCCAACCAAAAUGGCUGUCAAAUCAGACGGCACUCAGGAACUGGAGCAACCCCACCAGUGAAGAAGAAACCAAAGCUGCUUGGUUUAAAGGACCAGUCAUUGGCAGAAGCCAGCAAACAUGGGGUGGGGACAGAAUCUCUGUUCUUUGAGAAGGUCCGCAAGGCUCUGCGUAGCACGGAGGCGUAUGAAAAUUUUCUUCGCUGCCUGGUUAUUUUUAAUCAGGAGGUGAUCUCCCGGGCUGAGCUUGUGCAGCUAGUUUCUCCGUUCUUGGGGAAAUUCCCAGAACUGUUCACUUGGUUUAAAAACUUUCUGGGUUACAAAGAGUCUGUUCACAUGGAGACAUUUCCAAAAGAACGGGCUACAGAGGGGAUUGCCAUGGAGAUAGACUAUGCCUCUUGUAAGAGACUGGGCUCCAGCUACCGAGCCUUGCCCAAGAGUUACCAGCAGCCCAAGUGCACCGGGCGGACUCCGCUAUGUAAAGAGGUUUUGAAUGAUACUUGGGUCUCCUUCCCUUCCUGGUCUGAGGAUUCUACCUUCGUUAGCUCCAAGAAGACACAAUACGAAGAACACAUCUACAGAUGUGAGGACGAGCGUUUUGAGCUGGAUGUUGUCUUGGAGACCAACCUGGCAACAAUCAGAGUCUUAGAGGCAAUCCAAAAGAAACUCUCCCGCUUGUCUGCUGAGGAGCAAGCCAAAUUCCGGCUGGACAACACUCUGGGUGGCACGUCGGAGGUGAUCCACCGCAAGGCGCUGCAGAGGAUAUAUGCUGACAAAGCUGCCGACAUCAUAGACGGGCUGAGGAAAAACCCAUCUGUUGCAGUUCCUAUUGUGCUGAAAAGAUUAAAAAUGAAAGAGGAAGAGUGGCGAGAAGCCCAGAGAGGAUUCAACAAGGUCUGGAGGGAGCAGAAUGAGAAAUAUUACCUGAAAUCCCUGGAUCACCAGGGCAUCAACUUCAAACAGAAUGACACCAAGGUCCUGAGGUCAAAGAGCCUCCUCAAUGAGAUUGAGAGCAUCUAUGAUGAGAGGCAAGAGCAGGCAUCAGAAGAUAAUGCUGGAGUACCCAUAGGCCCACACCUGUCACUAGCCUAUGAGGACAAGCAAAUCCUGGAGGAUGCUGCUUCUCUUAUCAUCCACCACGUGAAACGGCAGACAGGAAUUCAGAAAGAGGACAAGUACAAAAUCAAGCAGAUCAUGUACCACUUCAUUCCGGACCUGCUGUUUUCUCAGCGGGGCGAGCUCUCAGACGUGGAAGAGGAAGAAGAGGAGGAAAUGGAUGUGGAUGAAGCCACUGGGGCUGCGAAAAAGCACAAUGGAGUUGGGGGCAGCCCCCCUAAAGCCAAGCUGCUGUUCAGCAACACAGCGGCCCAGAAGCUACGGGGGGUGGACGAAGUGUACAACCUCUUUUAUGUCAACAACAACUGGUACAUCUUCAUGCGGCUUCACCAGAUCCUAUGCUUGCGGCUGCUGAGGAUUUGCACCCAGGCCGAGCGGCAAAUCGAAGAGGAGAACCGAGAAAGGGAGUGGGAGCGGGAAGUGCUUGGCAUAAAACGAGACAAGAGUGACAGCCCAGCAAUUCAGCUGCGACUGAAAGAGCCCAUGGAUAUUGAUGUGGAGGAUUACUACCCAGCUUUCCUGGAUAUGGUGCGGAACCUGCUAGAUGGCAACAUGGAUUCGUCCCAGUAUGAGGACUCCCUGCGUGAGAUGUUCACCAUUCAUGCCUACAUCGCCUUUACCAUGGACAAGCUGAUCCAGAGCAUUGUUAGACAGCUUCAGCACAUAGUGAGUGAUGAGAUCUGCGUGCAGGUGACAGACCUUUACCUGUCGGAGAAUAGCAACGGAGCUACCGGAGGCCUGCUGUCGUCACAGUCAUCUCGGGCCCUUGUGGAGGCCACGUACCAGCGCAAAGCCGAGCAGCUCAUGUCAGACGAGAACUGUUUCAAGCUGAUGUUCAUUCAGAGCAGAGGCCAGGUCCAAUUAACUAUCGAGCUGCUGGACACCGAAGAGGAGAACUCGGAUGACCCCGUAGAGGCAGAGCGUUGGUCAGACUACGUAGAGCGGUACGUCAACUCUGAUUCUACCUCUCCCGAACUUCGGGAACACCUGGCCCAGAAGCCGGUUUUCCUGCCGAGGAACCUGAGGCGGAUCCGUAAGUGUCAGCGUGGUCGGGAGCAGCAGGAGAAGGAAGGGAAGGAGGGAAACAGUAAGAAGUCCAUGGAGAAUGUGGAGAGCUUGGACAAGCUGGAGUGUAAAUUCAAACUGAACUCCUAUAAGAUGGUGUACGUGAUCAAAUCGGAGGAUUACAUGUACAGGAGGACCGCUCUGCUGCGUGCUCAGCAGUCCCAUGAAAGAGUGAGCAAGCGGCUGCACCAGCGAUUCCAAGCCUGGGUGGACAAAUGGACCAAGGAGCAUGUGACCCGUGAAAUGGCAGCUGAGACAAACAAGUGGCUAAUGGGAGAAGGGUUGGAGGGUUUGGUGCCCUGUACCACUACCUGUGAUACAGAGACCCUGCACUUUGUGAGCAUUAACAAGUACCGUGUCAAAUACGGCACAAUAUUCAAGACACCGUAAAGUCCCUGAGUGAGGGAAGAUCACGUGGUGUGUGUAUGUGUGUGCGUAUCAAGGAAACGAGGAAGAUGCCUUUCUCCCCUCACUGUGUAUCUCCGUAACAUGGCCAGUUGACUAGUGCGAAGCUGGUACAACCUGUCACCAGUGGGAUUCGGUUUAGGAAAACGGAUCUCUACAAACCUAAGCUGGAACUGUUGCCAACAGGCCUCUGACUUCAGCGUGCACUGUGGAGGGAAGGACCCUUUUCAGAACUGAGUGAUCCUAGAGAAAUGCAGCUAGCUCAUAUGCACCAGCAGUUUUGAGACUAACUCUUCAAUGGCCUGAGCUUCAAGGGAAGAGAACUGGAUGUUGCAUACAUCCUGACCGGAGUGGUGCAUUUAAAGUUAUAUGCUCAGAUAUGUCGUGAAACCUACAUAUGUGAAACCUACAUAGAGGUGCCUAUCACAACUGGAUUCUCCUCUGUUAGACUGCUGCAGGUUUGCCAGGAUCUCACCCGGGGUCACCCAGCUCUGCAGUCCGGCUGUCGAGAACAGCAUCUCCUGGAUCUGACCCUCGACUCCUCCCUCCUUCACCCUGCUGGACUCCUGAUUCAACCAGCUCAGAUUGGUCUGUCCUUUCUAGUGCCAGCGGGAUUGUUUUGUACCUACUUCUUUACUAGUCUCUCCUAGUGCCAUGCACCAGCUUUUCACACACAUACGCACACACAGCAGAAACAACACAAUUUUAACGUUCCCCUUCCUUUUUUGUAAAUAAAUGUACAUAUUGUCAAUUUUUUUUUGUUUUUUUAUUAAAGGAAGUAUGCUUGAUGUGCUAGCAUAACUGUACCAGCUUCUUGUGUACCGUAGUACCAGGUGGCUUGAGAGUUAGUACCAACAAACAGACCUAUGGAGACAUUUAUUACACUUUUUACCAAAGGGAUUUAUCGUUGUAGUGCUUUUGUGUGGAAACUUUUCUCUCCUUUCUUUUGU